Coffea arabica (coffee) is the source of this 609-nucleotide messenger RNA. Lineage: Eukaryota; Viridiplantae; Streptophyta; Magnoliopsida; Gentianales; Rubiaceae. The record is from RefSeq and is a predicted model, not a curated record.
AUGAAGAGGACAAUGAAGAUAGAGCAAGAUAUGGAUGAAAAUGGCCACCGCAAAGGGAAGGGACAUAAUUUUGAUCUGAAUGCAUAUGCACAUUGUGAAGAUGACAUCGUAGCUUGGAAGUGGAUGUGCGGGGAAAUGGGAGUCGAGGACAGCAAAGCAGACGAAAAAAUGAAUAAUAUGGUUAACGGAGGUGCAAUAGAUGCCGAGAACGUGGAUGAUCAGCAAGAGAUAGACCUGAUGACUAUGAAGUUUGAUACCAUUGAGGAUGCUGAAUGUUUCUAUAACAUAUAUGGUAGGGCCAUGGGGUUCAGCAUAAGGAGGGGGUAUGCGAAAAAAGACCUGGAGGACGGCACGACUGUGAGGUAUAGGUCUUGGGUGUGUAGUAGGGAGCGCGAGUGGGAUGAGAAACACAUUCUCCGGAAUGAUCGGAAAAGAGAGGCAAAAGCUGUAACACGGGUGAACUGUGGAGCUUGCCUGAAAAUAAGAUUGGAUGAUAAUGAAGGGAAGUACAUAGUGUCUUGCUUUGUGAAGGAACACAACCAUCAGUUGGGCAAUCAUGCAAGCAUUCCUUUCAUGAGGUCGCACAGGAAGGUGGCAGAUAGCGAUUAA